GUUGCGUGCGAGGGGGGCGACGUAAGGGCGCUCCGCGAGCCCGUCUCUCCUCGAAUGAAAGGAAACAACCUCCGGCGACAGAGCCCCGCUCCCAGGCGCUGCCGGAGAACCGACACCGACUUCUUUCUCUUUCCCCUCAUUGGCGCUUCUCCCCUGCCGUUCGGCUCUGGGCCCCGCCGCAUUUCUUGAGGCUUAAAGUGGCAUUCUAAAAGCAAUUUAAAAAUCAUGUCAAGCUCAGUUGAACAGAAAAAAGGGCCCACAAGACAGCGCAAAUGUGGCUUUUGUAAGUCAAAUAGAGACAAGGAAUGCGGACAGUUACUAAUAUCUGCAAACCAGAAGGUGGCAGCGCACCAUAAGUGCAUGCUCUUUUCAUCUGCUUUGGUAUCAUCACACUCUGAUAACGAAAGUCUUGGUGGAUUUUCUAUUGAAGAUGUCCAAAAGGAAAUUAAAAGAGGCACGAAGCUGAUGUGUUCUUUGUGCCAUUGUCCUGGAGCCACAAUUGGUUGUGAUGUGAAAACCUGUCACAGGACGUACCACUACCACUGUGCAUUGCAUGAUAAAGCUCAAAUACGAGAGAAACCUUCACAAGGAAUUUACAUGGUGUAUUGCCGAAAACACAAGAAAACCGCACAUAACUCUGAAGCUGAUUUAGAAGAAAGUUUUAAUGAACAUGAACUGGAGCCCUCAUCACCUAAAAGUAAAAAGAAAAGUCGCAAAGGAAGGCCACGAAAAACCAAUUUUAAAGGGCUGUCGGAAGAUACCAGGUCUACAUCCUCCCAUGGAACAGAUGAAAUGGAAAGUAGUUCCUAUAGAGAUAGGUCUCCACAUAGAAGCAGCCCUAGUGACACCAGGCCUAAAUGUGGAUUUUGUCAUGUAGGGGAGGAAGAAAAUGAAGCCAGAGGAAAACUGCAUAUAUUUAACGCCAAGAAGGCAGCUGCACAUUAUAAGUGCAUGCUGUUUUCUUCUGGCACAGUCCAGCUCACAACGACAUCAAGGGCAGAAUUUGGAGAUUUUGAUAUUAAAACUGUACUUCAGGAGAUUAAGCGAGGAAAAAGAAUGAAAUGUACACUUUGCAGUCAGCCCGGUGCUACUAUUGGAUGUGAAAUAAAAGCCUGUGUUAAGACUUACCAUUACCACUGUGGAGUACAAGACAAAGCCAAAUACAUUGAAAAUAUGUCACGAGGAAUUUACAAACUAUAUUGUAAAAAUCAUAGUGGAAAUGAUGAGAGAGAUGAAGAAGAUGAGGAACGAGAGAGUAAAAGCCGGGGAAAAGUAGAAAUUGACCAGCAGCAACUAACUCAGCAGCAACUUAAUGGAAACUAGGUUCAUGGGACAGAGUUAGAAAACUGGGAAUUGAAUAAGACAUCCAUAACUACUAUGCUUUUUUCACUGUUUUCUAAAAUCAAAAAGGGUUUGUAACUUUUUACUGCCCAACUCUUAGAUCCUUCAUUGAACCGCCUAAAAACGUCUUUUGUUUGUUUUAUGAGCCUUCACUAGAUGGCAGAAUUUGACAUGUUGCUAUUACGUAGCUGUAGUUUGCAGUUUCUGGGAAGCAAUUGAAACACUAUUAACCCUGUGUUUAGUGUCGACAGUUAAAGCAGACAUUGAAAUGAAGUAAGCUAUAUUUCUGGACUGAACAAAGUUCUACUGUUUAGAGUGUCUAAGUUUGUUUAGUGGAUUCAUACUCAAGGGAGAGCAUAAGCAAAUUUCACUUUACAGUGCAAACACGCCUCUGGUGGCGACACAUGGGAAUUUGUGCUUUUUUUUUUUUUUGCUUUUUUUUUUUUCCACACUCAAGUAAUGGAUACUAGAAAUGAAGAGAACCUUCUUUUUCUCUUGGCUUUGACAGCACAUGCUAAAAAUCUCUUCCAAGAAGUGUGCUAAAGCUUUUCAUUUCGUCCCUGUUAAAGUUGUUCUCACUGACCAGCAUGCACUCGGGCAACUGGUGAUAAGUUAUGAGCUCCGGUGCGCCUCUGCCAAACUUCUCUUGACAGUAAACCUCUUCUCUUAUGUCAUACAAAGAACUUCUAGCAAAAUUAUUGGAUCCUCUCAAGUUGAAACUAACAUUUGGCAACAGCAAAUUGAACCUCUUUAAGAUGUAAAGGGUUACCACUCACUAAGGACUUCAGCCACCAUGUCGGAAAUCGGUUCCUCUCAAGUGCCGUGUGGUGUGGAACACUUCAUAUAUUGGCCCAGAGUAUGUAAGGAGGUCUCAUGUGCUGUAGGAGUCAAAAACAGCCUGCAGAAAACAGUAUUUAUUUUUAAUUUUGUGACCACUAUUUUAAAAAAAAAUUAUUUAAUAUUUUUAAUGUUUUCGUUCAUUGCUUUGCUUAUCUAUCAAAUAGGCUUUCGUGCCCUCCUUUUCUUCUGGUAGGGCCUGGUGUUGUUUUUUCAAUCAUCGAAGUUGUUUUUCGAAGCCUAAGAACCCAGCUGUUUAGAAAGGAUUUUCACACUGGCAUUCCCAGCUCGUGAUAUUUUCUCCCACUUACCUGCUGAAGCACAUUUAUAUAUUUCUUUAUGGCAAAACCAAAAAACUUUAGUUGUGGUCUGCCUAAUAUUACCAUAGCACCUCAAUAUUCAAAGGUAGGGCUUCUGAUUUCUGAAUUAUUAGUUAACCUACCACAUUAAAGCAAAUUAGCAAACAAGAAAUACCGUGUUAACUUGACUGUGCAUCGAGAUAUUCUGCAGCUUAUGGAAAAGCAUUUUUAAAAUGUAACAGGUGGAAAAUUACACUGUGCUUAAUGACUGAUUUUUUUUUUUUUUUAACCGCUAGUCCCUUAAGGUCACAUUUGUCGAGUGUGUAUUCACUUAAGUCAAGGGACUUGAUGAUUGCUUUAUUUUAACCAUCUUUUAUUAUUUUUAGAAGGAAACUAGCUUUAGUGGGGUUGCCCUAUAUGUUUUUCUCCUUUUGCUCUAAAUAUGCCAUUGGGUGGUUUUUUUUUUUUUUUUUUUUUUUUUAUGUUGUGUGUAUGUGAUGAAUUUUCAAAAUUCACCAUGACUUGAAGUGCAACGACAGAUCUAGAUGUUUGUUUACCAAGCUAUGUGACUUUUCCCAAAGGAUCUGUACUUUAUUUCCUUACAACAGCUUGAAACCUGUUAUUUUAAAUCUUUGAAUCACUGUGUCUUGAUCAUUUUUACAUGGUGUGCCAUACACUUACCCACGGAACAAUAGAGCACCUUCAUUUUUGGACAACUACUGUAAUGAUGUUCUUAGGAAAAAUGGAAGGUGCUGGGGUAAAAAUGGCCAGUCGAUGAUCAUAUCAUGGACUUCAAAUACUUAGCUGUCAGUCGCUGGAUUUGCUAUGUAAUCAAGUGUAUACCUUUGUAUGGGUGUCUUCAACCCUUUCUCUGCCACUAGCAACCAGAAUAGCACUUUACCUUUUGGUUGGCUAGAAUAAGUGGCUGGCUACCUAUCUUUCUCACUGUGGUGUGAUUGGCUAAACAGUCUUUCAUUAAAAGUUGAAAUGAAAUGUAAAUUGAAGUCACAUGAAAAAUCACCUUUGGUUGUAAACCUCCGAUACUUUGAUUCUCCAUCCAUGUCUUCGUCACAUGCUGAGUAAAAAGUGCCUUACAAUGUAAAAAUUGUACAGUACUUAUGUUCCCAAGUAGCAGCAUCAUCUUCUGGGUAGUAAUUACAUUGUGGUAUGAAUAUUUAGAAAAAUGGACCUCAGCAGUGUAUUUACUGUUCAUCUCUUAAGUCCUUAACCGUAGUUUUAAUAAGCAUGACAUUAUUUGAUAAGUAUAUAACACGUACGUCAUUUCAAAAAAUACUGCCAUGACUGUCUUUUACGCAUAUUUUAGCUUGAAAUUUUGAAGCGUCUUUUCUUUCCUUUUUUUUCCCCUCUGUUUUGUUUUGUUUUCGUUAUUGAUAUUCAACAGUGUAAUCUUUGCAAGCGUAUAUUGAAGAUUAUUCUGGAGCAUUUAUUGCCUUACCAGAACUGUUAGUAAGAAAUGUUCUUUAGAGUAGAAAGAUAGACUUGAGUUUCUAUACUUUAAUAAGAGCUCUUUGUUCCUGGGGGGAGGGGGAGGGGGUGUGAAUUUUACUUUUCAUCUCAAUUUAUUAAAAACCCACAGCUGAAAUACAUUUUAUUUCAAAGAUCAGCAAUUUUAGAAUUUCAGAUAGUACUUGCUCAGGAGUACGUGCUACUCAAGAUAUUAAGAGAAUAACAAGAUAUGUAGAUCUACUGUUGAAUCAGAAUCUAUGUACUUGAACAAAUGUGUGAAUCUUAAAUAUCUCAAAGAAAAAGAAAAGUGUUCUAGAAUGUUGUUGCUUUUUUGAAAAGCACUAAAGGUUAGACCAAGGUAUACAGUUUUGUUCUAACAGACAUUUAGGUUAACUGUAAAGAUAAGGAAUGCAUUAUGGGUCAAAAUCAAACAUUCCUCUCAUGUUAUGUAUAUUUUGUUCCUGUUAUAUUGGCUUUAUUUUCAAAAUUGUAGUUUGUAGUAUUAGUUUCCUUUUAUUGGUAUUCUUGCAUAUACUAUUCAUUCAAUAAAUGAGUUAUGACUUUCA
Lynx canadensis (Canada lynx) is the source of this 4510-nucleotide messenger RNA. RefSeq names its product PHD finger protein 6 (gene PHF6). Gene Ontology annotation, cellular component: nucleus. Lineage: Eukaryota; Metazoa; Chordata; Mammalia; Carnivora; Felidae. The record is from RefSeq and is a predicted model, not a curated record. Bases 226 to 1323 code for a protein of 365 amino acids. The transcript has 11 exons.